Etheostoma cragini (Arkansas darter) is the source of this 1291-nucleotide messenger RNA. It is a transcript of the gene aqp11, whose product is annotated as aquaporin 11. Gene Ontology annotation, biological process: transmembrane transport. Bases 314 to 1129 code for a protein of 271 amino acids. The record is from RefSeq and is a predicted model, not a curated record. Lineage: Eukaryota; Metazoa; Chordata; Actinopteri; Perciformes; Percidae. Gene Ontology annotation, cellular component: cytoplasm; membrane. Gene Ontology annotation, molecular function: channel activity. The transcript has 3 exons.
CAGAUGUGUACAUUAUAGGGAGGAGGUGUGGAAGAAGAAGAGAGGCAAUUGGUGGAAGAGAACGAAAGAAACUGCGGAGUCAGUCACUUCCGCAAUCUGCACCGUGUGAGCUACCGGGACUGAAGCCUAUUUGUUCCCGUUUGGACCCCGCAUCCUGCGGGAUAAAGCAGCAGCAGCACCCCGGCAGAGGAAGCGAGAUCCAGCGUUAGAGAGAGUCCAGAGUCCGGGGAAGAGGAGGAGACAUCAGGGUCUGGUCUCCCAGCGGCUGAAGGCUCAGACUAUCUCCGAAAGAGAGCGCAGAUCCGCCGGGAACAUGACUGCAGACGUGGCGGUGUCUCUCUCUUUGCUCGCCGGGAUCGUCGCGCUGAGCGACGCGACCCGCAGGUUGUUGUCCUGGGCCCUCGCGGACACCGGGCUCUCGGUGUACGCGGUGGAGCUCGUGUCCACCUUCCAGCUGUGCUGCUGCACGCACGAGCUUAAGCUGCUGUCCGAGGUGGGCGGGAUCGAGACUCGACUCGCGCUCACUUUGACGUACCUGGCGUCCGUGGUCCACGGGCUCACCUUCAGCGGGGCCAUCGGCAACCCCUCCGGUACCCUUGAGCAAGCUUACCGCACGAGGCUCUCGCGCGGUUGCGCCCUGCGGCGGAUCGCGUGCCAGUUUGCUGCGGCCACCGCUGCAAAAGCCGCGGUGCCGGUGAUCUGGGGAAUUGGGUUGUCGGGACUGCACGUGCGACACAAGCUGAACGAUUACCGGUGCAUGAGCCCCAUUCACGCUCCGCUGCCCGAGGCUGCAGCUGUGGAGCUCGCAUGCGCCUUUGCGGUUCAGACUGCUAUAACCCACACGCGCUCGGUGGAGGAGAAAUACCGCGUGCACGCGGUAGCUGCGGUCAUCGCAACAGUGGUCUAUGCAGGUGGAAGCGUGACAGGAGCAGUGUUUAACCCGGCGUUGGCCUUCUCCACACAGUUUCGCUGCAGUGGGAACUCCUUCCUGGAGUACUCUCUGGUCUACUGGCUGAGCCCGCUGCUGGGUAUGAUGAUCUCGGUGCUGCUGUUUGAUAAACUCGGCUCGCUGCGGUCGAGAAAUUCAUCGUCUCUCCGUCUCCCCCCGGAGACCAAGAAGACGGCCUGAGCCUUACCGGCCUGGCGGGGAUUCAAACCCAGAGCAUAUGUGUGGAUGUUGUUAACCACACCGUUAACAAGCGGCUGGUUUCAGUCGCCACGUAUUAGAAGAAGAAGAACAGCACUGAUAUGCACUUUUUCAAAGACCCGAAGAGCACAUCUUAGACGCUAG